This is a messenger RNA of Colletotrichum paranaense, 618 nucleotides long. Its product is annotated as AflYd/sugR/sugar regulator. Lineage: Eukaryota; Fungi; Ascomycota; Sordariomycetes; Glomerellales; Glomerellaceae. The record is from RefSeq and is a predicted model, not a curated record. The coding region runs from base 1 to 618 and encodes 205 amino acids. The transcript is spliced from 2 exons.
AUGGCAGGGGAUAGAAGAGGGGCCUACAUGGAUGCUAAAAGUGUAGACCACCUUCAAUAUGCCCUGUCAGCCAUGGACAACAUUGCAGCUGUGGCGCCUAGGCUCCCGGAAACACAACGUGUUAACGUCUUGAUGACGGGCAAUUGGAUCCAAAUCCUUUGGUGGCAAUACGCGCUUCGCCAUAUCCAAAUGUCCAGCCGCGGAGAAAGUGACGCUGCAUUCUCAAUAUUGGAACCUGCAUUGGUGGCCCAGAAGGCUAUGCGACUUUUCGCGUCUGUCUCCAGAGACUCAAUUACGACCCACGGGCGGGGGCUUUUACAGGAGCUCAAGGUAUUCCGUAUUACGGACGCACUGGUCGACCUGUUGGCCUGUAACAGAUACCUGCUUGAUUCCACUCGAGUCAAGGGCGGAAGCAUGAUGGUGGGUCCGAGGGAUGUGCUUUACGCGCUCCAAAACACACUGCAUCUCAUUGGAGGGCCGGAAUCUCCCCUGUUCAAGAGGCUUUUGAGGAUGAUGGCCGAGGUUGCGCUGCCUGUUCCUGACGUCCCAGAAAUUAGUUACCAAUAUCAUAAGAUCGAUGCAGGAAAUGACGGAGAACACAUCAAGGAUUAUAAAUAG